Messenger RNA from Callorhinus ursinus (northern fur seal), 4742 nucleotides. RefSeq names its product DEAD-box helicase 56 (gene DDX56). Gene Ontology annotation, molecular function: nucleic acid binding; ATP binding; RNA helicase activity. Lineage: Eukaryota; Metazoa; Chordata; Mammalia; Carnivora; Otariidae. The record is from RefSeq and is a predicted model, not a curated record. Gene Ontology annotation, cellular component: cytosol.
UCGCGCCCUUCCUGCCGUGUGUGCGCGCUGUCCCGGCAGAGUCGCGGCAUGGCGGACCCGGAGGCGCUGGGCUUCGAGCACAUGGGUCUCGACCCCCGGCUCCUGCAGGCCGUCGCCGACCUGGGCUGGUCGCGACCCACGCUGAUCCAGGAAAAGGCCAUCCCGCUGGCCCUGGAGGGGAAGGACCUGCUGGCUCGGGCCCGCACGGGCUCGGGGAAGACGGCCGCGUAUGCCAUUCCCGUGCUGCAGCUGCUGCUCCACAGGAAGGCGACAGGCCCUGCAGUAGAGCAGGCUGUGAGAGGGCUUGUCCUGGUGCCCACCAAGGAGCUGGCGCGGCAGGCCCGGUCCAUGAUCCUGCAGCUGGCUGCCUACUGCGCUCGAGAUAUUCGGGUGGCUGACGUCUCUGCUGCGGAAGACUCAGCCUCUCAGCGAUCUGUGCUGAUGGAGAAACCCGACAUAGUCGUGGGGACCCCAUCGCGCAUCUUGAACCACUUGCAGCAGGACAAUUUGGUCCUGCGAGACUCCCUGGAGCUGCUGGUGCUGGAUGAGGCCGACCUUCUGUUCUCCUUUGGAUUCGAGGAAGAACUCAAGAGUCUGCUCUGUCAUCUGCCUCGGAUUUACCAGGCUUUUUUGAUGUCGGCUACCUUUAACGAGGACGUCCAAGCACUCAAGGAGCUGGUACUCCAUAAUCCAGUGACUCUCAAGCUGCAGGAGUCCCAGCUGCCGGGGCCAGACCAGCUGCGGCAGUUCCAGGUAGUCUGUCAGACAGAGGAAGAUAAAUUCCUGCUGCUCUAUGCCCUGCUCAAGCUGUCAUUGAUCCGCGGCAAGUCCCUGCUCUUUGUCAACACUCUGGAGAGGAGUUACCGGCUGCGCCUGUUCCUGGAGCAGUUUAGCAUCCCCACCUGUGUGCUCAACGGAGAGCUCCCGCUGUGCUCCAGGUGCCACAUCAUUUCACAGUUCAACCAGGGCUUUUACGACUGCGUCAUAGCGACUGACGCCGAAGUCCUGGGGGCUCCGGUCAAGGGCAAGCGUCGGGGCCGAGGAUCCAAAGGGGACAGGGCCUCUGAUCCGGAGGCAGGCGUGGCCCGGGGCAUAGACUUCCACUACGUGUCUACUGUGCUCAACUUUGACCUUCCCCCCACCCCUGAGGCCUACAUCCAUCGAGCUGGCAGGACGGCACGCGCCAACAACCCGGGCAUGGUUUUGACCUUCGUGCUGCCCACUGAGCAGUCCCACCUGGGCACGAUCGAGGAGCUUCUCAGCGGAGAGAACGGGGCCCCCGUACUGCUUCCCUACCAGUUCCGCAUGGAGGAGAUUGAGGGCUUCCGCUACCGCUGCCGGGAUGCCAUGCGCUCAGUGACCAAACAGGCCAUUCGAGAGGCGAGGUUGAAGGAGAUCAAGGAGGAGCUUCUGCACUCAGAGAGGCUCAAGACGUACUUUGAAGACAACCCCCGGGACCUCCAGCUGUUGCGGCACGACCUGCCCUUGCACCCUGCCGUGGUGAAGCCUCACCUGGGCCACGUCCCUGACUACCUGGUCCCCCCCGCUCUGCGUGGCCUCGUCCACCCUCAUAAGAAGCGGAAAAAGCUGGCCUCCAGGAAAGUCAAGAAGGCCAAGACCCAGAAUCCCCUGCGCAGCUUCAGGCACAGAAAAGAGAGAAGCAGACCCACAGCCGUGCCUUCCUGAGGUCGUCUGCGCAGCCUCGCUGGCUCCCAGGGCCCCUUCCCAGGCUGAGCGCCGAGCAGGGUGCGGGCGCCGGCUUCCCACCCUGGCUGGACUGGAUUCCGGAGCAGGCCCGUGGUGCUGCCCUGCUCGCCUAAUAGACUCCAUCCGUCCUGACUCAGGCUUCCUGCAAGUAGGAAGGGAUGCCCAUCCCUGGGAACCUUGGGAAUUAAAUUGCUUCCGGGAGGUUUUCUGCGUUGUGUGUGUGGCGGCUGCCUGGCCGGCAGAGGUCAGCUAUGAGGCGCUGCCGCAGCUCGUCUGGGUCUCUGGCCCAGCCCACUGCCGGCCAGACUGACCGACCUCCCUCCCCCGGAGCUUGGAGACCGUGAGCCUUCCCAGCUAGGAGCCCCAUACCUCCACAUCCAAAUCUGGGCGCCUCUGCACCCGAGCCAAGGGGACUGGCUCCUGUGUUCCCGCCCCACUCCCUAUAGACAUAUUUGUGUAUUCCGUACAUGCGGGUGUGGUGGUGAGAUGCGUGUGCUCGCUGUUGGAUGCUCCUUACUGAGCCAGCAGGUCCCGGUUUGAGAAGGCGGGGGUCUCGAGGGGGCGGAGUCCUGGCAUUACUGUCACCUGCUUAUGGGCAUCAUGAGGAGGCUGUGCUUCUGCUUGCUGUUCGGGUGUGAUAGCGCUUGGGGUAGGUGAGGUUUUGACAUUUCCCGCUCCUGUUGUGUUUGAGGGUUUCUGGGUAGCCGCGGUUUACAAUGGUGUUGCUCAGGCGGGGCUCUGCCAGCAAGCCCGGGUGAGCCACUGGGGUUCCAGCAGGCCUGGAGCCACCAGGCUGCUGGGCUUCCGUCCCCCGUGGACCGUCCCACCUGCUCUGUGAGGCAGGCGAGGAGCUGAGGCCUGGCCGUGAGGUCAGCCUUCUCCCUCAUGGUUCUAGGUCCUCUGGCCCCGCCACCUCCAGGUGCUCCCGGCCAGGGGGCUUGUGUCCCAGAACCAGUCCAGAUCCAGAUGCAGGAGAGUUGGGGGCCAAGGGGACUCGUCUGGGCCUUUGUCCCCGCCUGUGGAUGGAGCUGGGGCUGUGUACCCAUCACCCUUAACAAGCCUCAGACAAGGGUAUCCCACAUUCCUAGGCUCAGAGAAGUUCCCCGGUGCACUGAGCUCACCAGGCCAGUGAGGGCUGGUGGGCGGGGCCCCGCUGUCCACCCCCGCAGGGGCCUAGCUGACAUGGCUGGCAUUGUCACCAACACGGGCAGGUCCUAUCUGAGGCCCUUGGGAAGCUGGGCUGUGCCUGUGAUCCCCUCCCCAAGCUAUUACAGGCCCCUACACUUGGUAGGGUCUGACCUGGCUGGGCGGUGGAGAGGGUGGUGUGUCUCUGUGCCCUGACCCCACAGAAGGAGGGUGUCCAGGGGCCUAGACAUCUCAUUCAAUCCCCACCCCACCCUGGGGAUAGGCCUCACUGUGUCCAUUUACUUAAUUUAUAUAUGGGGAAACUGAGGUCUCCAGGGACUGGACUUGUCCAUCUGAUGCACAUCCAAACUAGAGCCGGACAGGCCCUGCAUGGGAGGGGCACUGUGGGCCUGGAAGGGGUGGGGUAGGGUGAACCUACUCGAAGCUUGAAGCGAAGGUUCCUGGUGGGAAGGCUGGCCGGUGACCACCUCCCCCCCACCCCUGCUGGCAGAGUCACACCCACACGGAAGCCUGAGUGGGCGCUGCUGUUCAGGCAGGCAAGGGGCUUUAGGGGAUUGAGAAUCAGGCCUUGGAUGCACCCAAGCUGUGGAUUCCAAAGGCUAGGGCCUGCCAGGUGCCGGCGCUGAGUGAGGGCAGGAGGGGUGUGGGGUGCCUGCAGCCAGCGCACAGAAGGGGACCAGCAUGUACAAAUACUCCAGGUGGGGGGGGGCCCAGCCCAUCUGAGGACGAAAGGAAUCAAAAGUGGUCAUCACCAAAAUAGGUAAAGGCUAAAAAAUUGAUUUAUUUCAGAGAUAACACAGUGACAUGUAAAAAAUUCAGAAGAUAAACAAACGAGCAGGUGGUUUUCAAGCAGAGAAGCACUGUGAUCAGAUAGGCCAGCAGCCGCGGUGAUAACGGAUGGGAGAACACUGUGUCCUAGAAACCUCUGGACCCAGAGCACGAAGCGCUCAGGUGCAUUUCUGACUAGCUAACCCCUGCAUCUGCUGAGGAUCAGUGACUCAGGGGCGCUUGCUGCUCUAGGCACUUUGGUCUCCGGGGGCAGUGGCAGACAAUCAGGUGGAAUUCGUGCAGGGAGGCGCCCCUGCCAAAUGCUUGCCCCCUCUCCCUACCCCGCCUCCGGGAGGAAGUGUCAGGAUGUCCUGCCUCGCCAGUCUGUGGUGUGGAUCCCAGCCAUGUGUACCUGGAAAACGAAGCAGGGCUCAUCCACUGGGGAGGGGGCCAGGCACUGCUGGGCAGACACCCACUCAGGACAGCAGCUCAGUGUCUGUUCAACCACCAGCUCACCCGCAGUCCCUGCAGCCAAACUGGGAGCAGCCACGUCGGCAGCUCUUCAGUGUGCUAGCCCAGCCUGGCUACCAGGGAGGCCCCUCACUUGUCUCGGCUUCCUCCUGGGGUCUCAUCUGUGAGCGGGGUAAAGUGACCCGUGCCAGCGAUCCUGUGUUGGGACACACCAUGAGGUCAGGCAGCCUCAGCGCCCCCGCGGGUGGCUCUAUGCAGGGUGCCCCUCCAACUUCAGUGCACGUCCCAGUCAUAGAGGCCUGUGCUUACGGUGCGGGUCCUGGCCAGCAGGUCCUGGGCAGGGCCCCUGCCAGGGGAGGCCUGAAUGCCUACAACACCCACCCCAUUCUACAGAUUGAGAAGCUGAGGCUCACAAAAAGCAAGCCAGGCCAGUGCCACCUGGCUGAGGGACAGAGUGGGCGGGUACUCAGAUCUGUGGACGCCACUCUGGAACCCUAGGUGAGCGAGCUCCGCUCAGCUCUGUCCCAUCCCUUCUCUGAGCCUCAUCUUCAUCUGUGAGAUGCAAUGAUGAAGGGUGUCACUUUUUAGCGUAAGUAUGUCCUGUGCAGUAUUUGUGAUACACUAAAAAAUUAUUCAUUGUUUAUCUGAAA